Molecule: messenger RNA, 3210 nt
Organism: Cyprinodon variegatus (sheepshead minnow)
Lineage: Eukaryota; Metazoa; Chordata; Actinopteri; Cyprinodontiformes; Cyprinodontidae
Gene: dnajc16l
Product: dnaJ homolog subfamily C member 16-like
Exons: 12
Coding region: 53-2044 (663 amino acids)
Source: RefSeq, a predicted model, not a curated record
UCUUUUUGUCUGACCCUGUUCCAGGUCCAGGGACUUUGCAGACAGCAAGUACAUGCUGCACCAUGCACAGUUUAACAGCGAUGUCCUCCCAGACAGCUACAAGAGGCCCUACCUCAUCAAAGUGACGUCUGAGUGGUGCUUCGCCUGCUUAAACAUUGAGCCUGUGUGGAAAGAGACGGUGCUGGAUCUGGAACCUUUGGGUGUGGGCAUCGGCAUUUUGGACCUGGGCUAUGAGCGUCGCCUGGCCAACCAGCUGGGAGCUUACAGAGCUCCCUCCAUCAUCGGGCUGGUGAACGGCAGGGUGACUUUCUUCCACCAGGCUGUGGUACGGGAACACCUGCGACAGUUUGUGGAGGAUCUGCUGCCUGGCCAUCUGGUGCAGAGGAUCAACGACAACAACUAUCAGGCUUUCCUUGACAGCUGGCAUGUGGAAAAUAAGCCCAGUCUGCUGCUGUUUGACCAAAUUCCUUCUGUGCCUCUUCUCUACAAGCUGACAGCGUUUGCCUUUAGAGACUACGUACGCUCUGGCUACGUGGAUCAAGGUGCAUCGCACAACACCAAGCUACUGCGACAGUUUAACAUCAACACCUACGCUCCCACCAUGCUGCUGUUUAAGGAGGAUACGGAGAAGCCUGUAGACAUCAUCCAGGCCAGAGGGAUGAAGAAACAGCUCAUGGACGAGUUUGUUUCCAACAACAAGUUCCUGCAGGUGCCGCGGCUCGUCAACCAGCAGCUGUUUGAUGAGCUGUGUCCUGUUAAACAGUUCCACCGGCGGAGAAAGUACUGUGUGCUACUUAUCACCGGGGAGGAUGAAGCCUUCCUCCCAGGAAACAAGGCCUUCGUUGACUUUGCCACUGUCAAUAAAAAAGAUAUUCUACGGUUUGCAUACGUCUACCAGCGACAGCAGCAGCCUCUCUGUCAGGCGCUGCUACUCACCCAGGCCGCCGCCUUUCCUCAGGUGGUGAUUCUGGAGAGGCGGAGUCAGGCGGGCAAGGUGUUGUACCGCUCCGUGAGUGGCGGCUGGAACGGCAGCGAGGAGGACAAGUUCCGGCUCCACGAGCAGCUGGAGCUACUGCAGAAAGACCCCACCUACCUGAGGUCCGACGCCACCUUGCCGGAGCUCAACAACGAGAUGGCUCCAAUGUUUAUUAUUCAGUGGAUGAAUGCUGCCUAUGAUUACUUGCUUCAGAUAUACGACGGCCUUCUCUACUCAAAUUGGCGAGAGAUGAUGCCCAUCCUGUCCUUGAUCUUCUCGGCUCUCUUCAUUCUGUUUGGUACCGUCAUCAUUCAAGCUUUCAGCGAGCCAAGUGAGAGCAAACCUCAUAAACCGAAGCCAAAGGAGCAAAACCAAACUCAAGCUGAGGACGAUGCAUCAAGCAGAACAAGCACCUCAAGCCGUCCUCCAAAGAAGGACUUUGUGGAGGUGACGGAGCUUACAGACAUCACCUACACCAGUAACCUGGUCAGACUGAGACCAGGUCACAUUAACGUUGUCCUGGUGCUCACCAACGCCUCCAAGAAUGCUUUGCUCAGGAAGUUUGCAAAGGAGGUUUUCUCUUUCUCUGGCACGCAGACCCUCCACUUCUCCUUCCUGAAUGCUGACAAGCACCGCCACUGGAUGCCUUCGCUCCUUCGCUCGGCCUGUUCAGCUGCACCCAGCGAAAGCCACUCAGAUGACGAAGAGUCUUCAGAUUACACAGGCCAUGUCCUGGCCCUUAACGGCUACAAGAAAUAUUUUUGCCUCUUUAGACCCGUCUUCACCGGGGAGGACCCCAACGACUCAUCAUCCGACACCUCUGACUCUAAGAGGAAAUCGCGAUCCAGAUCCAGGUCCAGCUCCCACUCUCGCUCCCGUUCUCACUCCAGGGAGGACGGAGCCGUCCCUAAAAGAGGUUCAAGCAGAGCCACGAGCCUAGAGGUCCACCACAAGCUGGAUAGGCUGGGACUGUGGAUGGAAAGGCUCAUGGAGGGCACUCUGCCCAGAUUAUACGUCUCAUCGUGGCCUACGCUGAACGAUGCCUCUGACCCAUCUGCAGAGAGCUGAGGUCAGAGUAAAGAACAUCUGUUUUUUUGUUUGUUUUGUUUGUUUUGUUUGUUUUGCAAGCUGCAGGUCAACCUUGUUGUUUUAAAAUAACUGUUUAGGUUCUGUUGGGUAAACGUAGCGCAGCAUUCGUCUGUUAGCACUGAUGCUGUUGGUGAGCAGCAACACUUUGCAGAGGAGUGUAAAUGCAAAUAUCCAUAUUGCUUCAUCAUAUUCAGUCUGUAUGAAUCACAGUGCAGGACGUUAGCCGUGUCUAUCUGAGAGUAACAGCAGGAGGCCAUUACCAGGCCAGAAUAUUUGUCACGCCAUUGUGUACUGUUAGUUUUAUUUAUAAAUUAUAGUCAUGAUUACAUGGACGACUAGUGACAUCUGUAGUGAAGAGCGGCUACAGAAAGCCUUCUCAGUCAGACCCAGAUAUAAACGUCAUUUACAUCACAACCGAGUGCACUUGCAAGUCAAUGUAGCUACUUGGAACAAGCAGGACAAAACAAUGUUAAAGAAAGACCAGAGCUGAAAGUUGUGCUAGAAGUUUCUGCAUAAUAAUAAUAAGUUUCCAGAAAGCUGUUCAGAAAUGAACAGAUGUGCCUGUUUAUUUGGGUCAUACAGCCAAAUGGGAUUUUAAAUGACCAAAAGAAGCAGUUUAAGACACGUAAAUUCCAACAUGGAUGCCUAUGUUAGGCUAAAAAACUGAUCCAGCAGCAAAAAACUUUAAGAUCUUGUCCCUAAAUUCUCAUUCUGGUCUUAAAGUUGUAUUAAAAAGCCAUUUAGAUGCCCUCCAGAACUCACCACUAAGGAAAUGCAUCAAAAAGCUGGACUGUAGGAUUGAUUCAUUCAGUUCUCUUGUCUUUUUCUGUUCCCAUAUAGGCUCUUAAAAUGUGUCUAAACUGAAGCGAUUUUUGUUUCCUUCAUAAAUACCAGUUAUCUAUAGGGAAAUGGAUAGAUGGCUUUUUAUGGAUAUGCAUCUUUUCUUUAUUCAACCCAGGGCGUUUUUUCUGCCUCCCCAUGGUACUCAGUAGGUGAAGUCAUGCAGUGAUGGAAACAGGCAUUUUUUUUUUUGCACUACUUGAAUUAGAUGACCUCAUCAAGCCUCUGAAAUGCACUUCAAGUUUUAAAAUAUCAAAUCUCUUUAGUUAGAUUCUUUAGCAAGUGGUCUGAAGGAAUGCCAGAGG